This is a messenger RNA of Porites evermanni, 2124 nucleotides long. Lineage: Eukaryota; Metazoa; Cnidaria; Anthozoa; Scleractinia; Poritidae. The record is from the annotation of a GenBank genome assembly.
AUGAUUUUUGUAAUACAAAAAAAAUAUGUAAGAAAGGAUGUAGAAUUAUUAACUCGUAAGGGAGUUUAUCCAUAUGACUAUGUUUCAUCACUCGAAAAAUUAUCUGAAACACAUUUACCACCAAAAGGGGAAUUCUAUUCAAAGCUAAAUGAUGAAGAAAUAAGUGAUGAUGAUUACCAACAUGCUAUUAAUGUAUGGAAAACCUUUGAAUGUAAAUCAAUAAGAGAUUAUCAUAAUCUUUACCUAAAGUCUGAUGUCCUACUUCUGUCAGAUGUAUUUGAAAACUUUAGGAAAACUUGCCUCAAACAUUACAAGCUAGAUCCAGCACAUUAUUACACAUCUCCUGGACUAGCUUGGGAUGCAUGUCUCAAAGAGACAGGUCAAAAAUUACAGUUAUUACAUGAUUACGAUAAGUUAAUGAUGUUUGAGCGUGGUAUUCGUGGAGGAAUAUCCCAUAUAUCAAAAAGAUAUGCAGAAGCAAAUAACAAAUAUAUGAAAGAUUAUAAUCCUGAUGUGGAGUCUACUUAUAUUCAAUAUCUUGAUGCAAAUAAUCUAUACUUUUGGGCAAUGACACAACAACUUCCAACACAUGGAUUCAGUUGGAUGAAAAAUAUAACAAUAGAAAAAGUAAUGGACAUCCUAGAUAAGGCAAAUCAUAGUAUGUCAAAUCGUGGGAGAAAAGGAUAUAUUAUAUUUGAAGUUGAUUUGGAAUAUCCUAAAAAGCUAUGGAAAUCACAUAAUGACUAUCCUCUUGCACCUGAGAAGAUGAUUGUUAAUGGUGUUGAAAAACUUAUAUGUCAUUUUAAACCCCGAAAGAACUAUGUUGUACAUUAUUGUAAUCUUAGACAAUAUCUUGAGAUGGGAAUGAGGCUUACUGCUGUUCAUAGAGGAAUAUCAUUUUACCAAUCUUCUUGGAUGGAGCCUUACAUAAGAAAAAAUACAGAACUUCGAAAAACAGCAGCUAACAGUUUUGAGAAAGACUUUUUCAAAUUAAUGAAUAAUUCAGUGUUUGGAAAGACAAUAGAAAACAUAAGGAAAAGACAGAAUAUAAUUCUUAUUGAUGAUCGUAAAAAAGCUGCAAAACUAACGAGUCGACCAAACUUUGAUAGAGCAACAAUAUUUGAUAAAAAUCUUAUUGCAGUUCAUAUGAAAAAAACAGAAGUGUACUUUAAUAAACCAGUAUAUGUUGGUCAAGCAAUUCUAGAUUUAUCAAAAACAUUAAUGUUUGAUUUUCAUUACAAUUAUAUCAAAAAGAAAUAUAGAGACAAAGCUGAGUUAAUGUUUACAGAUACUGACUCACUUUUAUAUCAAAUUCAUACCGAUGAUUUUUAUAAGGAUAUUUCCCAUGAUAUAUUAGAUAAGUUUGACACUUCUGAUUAUCCUUCUGAUCAUCCGUCUGGAAUACCAACAGGAGUAAACAAAAAAGUAAUAGGAAUGUUUAAAGAUGAAGUAGCUGGUAGACAGAUUACAAAAUUUAUUGGUCUUCGGCCAAAGCUUUAUACUUUCAAGAUAGAGGAUGGGAGUUUAACCAAGAAGUGUAAAGGUGUAAAAAAGAGUGUUGUAAAAAAGGGAAUAGAUUUUGAAAAUUAUUUUGAGUGUUUAUUUACCGGUGAAAAGCAAAUGAGAACUAUGAAAAUUAUAAGAAGUGAAAAUCAUGACAUUUACUCAAAGGAAAUAAAUAAAAUAGCUUUGAGUAGUGAAGAUGAUAAAAGACAGGUCUUAGAGGAUAAAGUAGAAACUCUUGCUUUAAGAUAAUAAGAUAAUAAAUAAUAAAUGUCGUAUACAGAAGAUCAAAUAAAAAAAUAUUUAGAAAUAUUACAUAAUUAUAAUAAACCAGUGGAUGUAAGUAGAAAAGCUAAAUGUAGUAAUUGUCAAAACGAUAGUUUUUGUGUUGAAUCAGGUUAUAACAUUUGCGAUUCUUGUGGUACAACUAAUGGCCAUGUUCUUGGUUAUUUUGACUUGAAAGAAUACAAUCGAUUUCAUUUUCGAAAAAAGAGUAUUUAUCAGAGAAAGUAUCACUAUGAGAAAAAGGUUGAUCAAAUUUCCAAAAGACUACAUCUAACUGAUAAUGAAAAGUAUGAACUUUAUAACAAACUAAUGAUAAUAGAUAAUCACGUCAUGGAA